AUGGCUUCAACUUAUAUUCCAUCAUCACCUAAUCAAAACUGUGUCACUGUGUGUAUUGAUGAUAGUAGUGAAGAUGAAUAUUCACAACACGAGGAAGAAUAUCACAACCAAAAUUCACACCGCAAGUCAGUUCAAUUUUCACGGUUCAAUGUUAUUUAUGAAACUUGGUGUAACGAUGAAUAUGAUCGUACUUCUAUGGAACCAGCCCGACUCUCUUUCAAAGAAUAUAGCGAGCUUCUUCAAUUAAGAUGUGAUUUACAAAGCGAAAUGAGAAAAAUGAUGAAAGCAGCAGAAAAUCAACAAAAUUCAAAUAAUCAAAACCAUCAAGAUAAUCAUGUUCAAUGUCUGCAGUAA
This is a messenger RNA of Diversispora eburnea, 354 nucleotides long. Lineage: Eukaryota; Fungi; Glomeromycota; Glomeromycetes; Diversisporales; Diversisporaceae. The record is from the annotation of a GenBank genome assembly.